AUGUUUAGAAUUAUUUUGGAAAGAAUAGAACAUUCUUUAAAAUUCUCAACAUUACAAGAAGUUGAUUUUGGUGUUGGUUUUAAAACUAAAAUUACAGAAAGGAAAUUUAACCGGAAUUCAAUAGGAGCAAACGAUAUAUUAUUUUUCCAACUUUCAGAAAGACCUGGACAAACAUUAUUUUUUUCAAGUGCUGUUUUUAAACAAUCUAUCAUCAAUGAAUUAAAUCGUUUAAACAAUUAUUUAAAUCGACCAUAUUCAAUAGACAAUGAACCAUUUCCAUUCUCAUUAACGUUUUGA
Molecule: messenger RNA, 297 nt
Organism: Dictyostelium discoideum AX4
Lineage: Eukaryota; Evosea; Eumycetozoa; Dictyosteliales; Dictyosteliaceae
Exons: 1
Coding region: 1-297 (98 amino acids)
Source: RefSeq, a predicted model, not a curated record